This is a messenger RNA of Macrosiphum euphorbiae (potato aphid), 258 nucleotides long. The record is from the annotation of a GenBank genome assembly. NCBI's taxonomy places the organism in Eukaryota, Metazoa, Arthropoda, Insecta, Hemiptera, Aphididae.
AUGAAGACCCAAAACGCAAAGCUUUUUAAGGUUCGAGAUCUCACACAGAUGUCACGCCAUUUCGCCGUGUUCGCAGUACGAAAUCCAACUGAAAUUCCCGCACAAGGCCACUACGGUUUCGAACUAAGUCUCGUGAAACUUGAUACGUACAACUUCGGGCAUGCUCGUUCAGCAGCUAUUCGAAUGUCGAGCGAGAGAUACGCGAAAACCCCCAAUAGCCGAGCGUACCACACGAUGAGAGAGUGGCUCUCGAGAUAA